AUGUCAAUUUCUUUAAAAGUAUUACUUCUGCUAGCUCUCUUUAUUGCUUUAUAAUUUUCCUCAGCAUUAAAUUUACAGAAGUAAUGCAGCACUAAUACAGAUUGCAAAGAUUAUGAGGAAUGUUCUUUUUAGUAAAUAUGCACAAGUGAGGGUUGCUAGAAAUCUUAAAAGAAAUAGUGCAUUAGUGUCGGACCAAGUAGUUAAUAGUUUACCAGAGCACAGCAAAAUAGCAAUUACCUUUCUUAAAGCUAUUAGCAAUCUGAAAAUGAACAGAUUCAGCCACAACUUAUUAUUAAAUCCUCUAAAGAUAAGGAUUCUUUAAUAAGUUUUGAAAAAAAAGGAGAUCAAUAGCAAGAUCAUACUUUUAAAAUGGGUCUAUAAGGACUUGAUAAUGACUUUGUUAUUAGCAAAGGUGAAAACUCUUUAUUGGUAAUUGAUGCUGAGAGUGGAGAUGUAAGAAUAAAUAAAAAUUUGAAAAUCACAGAGGAACUUAAAUUGGGUCUUUAAAGUUAAAUCGUAAUUGGCAAGGUGCCUUAAUGGAUUAUGAUCCAUGAAGAGGUUAGUGGAUAGUUUGAUCUCUCUAAAUGGACUCUAUUAAAUGGAAAAGGAAAGACAUUAAAAUAAACAAAGUGUGGAGGCUAUACUCUUCUUGGUGGGUAUGGAGAACUUUCACUAGAGAAAUUAUAAACUCAGAUUUCGCUGGCAAAUUAUAAAUACAGUAAUGUAAAGAUCGAAGCAGUAUUUCACUUCAUUGAUGCUUGGUCAGGAUAAACAGCAUAUAUGAGGCUACCACAUUCAGAAGCGUAUCUCUGGACUGACUCAUUUGAUUUUACACAAACUAAAAAUACUCUCAAUCUUUGUGGAAGUGACAUUGGAGAAGGUAAAUUCUCUUCUUAAAUAGAGGCAGUUUUCUCCUCUGACUUAGGAAUAGAUAAAGAGUCUAACACCUUAACGGUGGAAUUUGGAACAACACUCGAAACAGACGCUUAAUAUUCAUCAUAUGGCAUAUCCUCAUUGAGAGUGUAUAUUAGAUGA
Stylonychia lemnae is the source of this 1035-nucleotide messenger RNA. NCBI's taxonomy places the organism in Eukaryota, Ciliophora, Spirotrichea, Sporadotrichida, Oxytrichidae. The record is from the annotation of a GenBank genome assembly.